GGAGGCUGUGCAAGCACAGCUGCGCUCCAGAAGGAGAAAUUAUGAUACCUAUGGGCAGAUAUCGCAGUCCUUGAUGAGAAGGGGCCAUGAACGGGACGCGUUGCAGUGCAGGGUCAAAAUAAAAGAGCUGAGGAGUGCUUACUGCAAAGCUCGUGAGGGAAAUCGCCGCUCAGGAGCUGCCCCCAUGACCUGCCGUUUUUACCAGGAGCUGGAUGCCAUACUUGGCUGUGACCCCACUGCCAAUCCUAGGAGCACGAUGGAGAGUUCAGAGCAGGGAGAAGUGGGGGAGGUUUUAGAGGACGGCGACAGUGAGGCUACUGGCGUGGAGGGAGACACCCCGGAGUCCCAGUACACAUGCAGCCAGGAGCUCUUCUCAAGCCAGGAGGAGGCUAGCCAGUCGCAGCAGCAGGAAGUUGAUGGUGAGGAAGAAAAUGAGGAUCGUGCUCGGGUGACCUUGACUAAUGCAGCCGGAUCACCGGCCUCACGUAGAUUGCAGAACUUGAGACGAAAUCCCAGAAAAUCAAAAGAGGAAUUGAUCAAAUCAGUUAUGAGUCACUACAACAGAGAAAGUAGGAAGACACAGGAAAGGAGAGAGAAGAUGUAUGAAUGGAGACAGAGUGUACAUGAAUGGAGGCAAACAGAAAGCAGGAGAAAGGAAUUGUCUGCCAAAAAAACCACAAAGCAGAUGAUAAGCCUCCUGGCUCGCCAAACUGAGUCUUUCGAGUCUCUCGUAGCCAUGCAGACAAAUAUGUACCGUUGUAACCCACAGCCCUCCCAAAGCCCUCUUUCUUGUUCCCCAGUAUUUCCACAAAACAACUUUCUCCAGCAGCCAGGUUCUUAUUACCUCCAGCUGCCCCCAACACCUGUACGAUCACCUACCAGCCCUGAGAACUAUAAUUCUUACCCUGUUCACUCCACCCCCAUUACCCUGCAGCAUAGUAAUCCUGAAGAGCAGCAGACAUUGAAUAGUGAUCAAAAUAGGACAUAUUCAAACCUGUGAAUGUACAGUCCACCACCCCAACCCUCUUGCCUUUUAUGUACUGUAUGUUGAAUAAAGGAUUUUUUUUCUUUUUCA
Messenger RNA from Gopherus flavomarginatus (Mexican gopher tortoise), 1075 nucleotides. RefSeq names its product zinc finger and SCAN domain-containing protein 29-like. The record is from RefSeq and is a predicted model, not a curated record. NCBI's taxonomy places the organism in Eukaryota, Metazoa, Chordata, Testudines, Testudinidae. The transcript is spliced from 2 exons. Bases 74 to 1000 code for a protein of 308 amino acids.